UGACGUCCGUCGUCUAUCCGAUUGUGUUGUAGAUCGCGCUCCUGCCGACGACUCUAAAUACGUGGUAACCGCAAAUUUAAUAUUGCCCCGCGAUACACAAGAUGCAAAACAUCGCUUGAAAUACCCUGCUUAGCAGUUAAAUAUUAAGUGGUAAACGGACCUCACGGGGUGCAACGAAACGCCGUGUUAAGUCACGUGACAAUUCUUUUUUUUUGCGUUCUGAGUGCCGAGAAAACUGAGCACGAUGAGCACUCCCACUUUGGCUGCUCCUCAGCUCCAAACCCACAUCGGUAUCGUGAAACAGGUGCUUUCGGGUGAUUCAAUCAUCAUCCGUGGCCAGCCCAAGGGUGGCCCUCCACCAGAGAAGCCGCUAAUCUUGUCCAACAUCACCGCUCCUAAAUUAGGACGCAGAGCAACUAGCAAUGCCGAUGAAACUAAAGAUGAGCCUUAUGCCUGGGAGGCUCGAGAAUUCCUGCGUAAAAAGCUCAUCGGUCAAGAAGUUAUAUUCACUUUUGAAAGACCUCAGAAUGCUAAGAGAGAAUAUGGAGUCGUUUGGUUGGGAAAAGAUACAACAUCUGGAGAAAAUAUCACCGAAUCGUUGGUAUCGGAAGGUCUAGUUACCGUUCGAAGAGAAGGUGUACGCAACAUCUCACCUGAAUUAACGCGCCUUCAUGAAUUAGAAGAUGCUGCAAAGGCAGCUGGAAAAGGAAAAUGGUCUGGUGCACCUGCGUCUGAACAUAUUCGCGACAUAAAAUGGUCUGUAGAGAAUCCUCACAAUCUGGUCGAUAAACUGGCUGGAAAACCAGUUAAGGCUGUGAUCGAACAUGUGAGGGAUGGUUCGACGGUGCGUGCGUUUUUACUGCCAGACUUUUAUCAUAUAACCUUGAUGAUUUCUGGAAUUCGAUGUCCUGGAUUUAAACUGGAGGAAGGAAAACCUGACCCAUCCGUUGUUGUACCUUUUGCUGAAGAAGCUCGCUACUUUGUGGAAUCUAGACUAUUACAAAAAGACAUCGAAAUCGUGCUGGAAUCUGUCAAUAACAACAAUUUUGUUGGCAGCAUCAUCCACCCAAGAGGAAAUAUCGCUGAAGCACUCCUACGUGAGGGUUUUGCUCGCUGUGUUGAUUGGUCGAUGGCGUUCAUGAAAUCUGGUGCAGAUAAACUGUACCAGGCUGAGAAAUUUGCAAAAGAAAAUAGAUUACGUAUUUGGGAGGAUUAUGUUCCUUCUGGCCCCCAAAUCUCUAGUAAGGAACGAGAGUACAAUGCCACUGUUGUAGAGAUAGUUACAGCUGAAGCAUUGAUUGUUAAAACACCUUGUGGGACGAGCAAAAAAAUCUUUUUGAGCAGUAUUCGACCUCCUAGAGGACCUGUAGGCGAAGAUGGAAAAGCUGCUACCAGGCCAAAAGACUUCCGUAAUCUUUACGACAUUCCAUGGAUGUUCGAAGCUCGUGAAUUUCUACGGAAGAAACUCAUUGGCAAGCAAGUUAAAGUCGUUGUGGACUACAUUCAACCUGCCAGACAAAGCUACCCAGAGAAAAUCUGUUGCACUGUUACCAUUGGUAAAAGCAACGUUGCGGAGACAAUGAUCUCGAAAGGACUAGCAACCGUUUUGAGGAAUAGACAAGAUAGUGAUUACCGAUCAUCGCACUAUAACGAUCUGUUAGCAGCGGAGAACAAAGCUAUUAAAUCGUUAGCUGGGCUGCACGGAAAAGACAAAAUUGUGGCGCAUCGUGUUACGGAUGUAGCUGGAGAUGUUAUCAAGGCCAAACGCUACUUGCCCCACUUGCAACGUUCGCGCAACGAGGCAAUUGUUGAAUUUAUAACCAGUGGUUCUCGACUAAGAUUAUAUUUGGGAAAAGAAUCUUGUUUGAUUACCUUCCUUUUGGCUGGUAUAAACGCACCUCGUGGUCCUCGCUUAGCUCCAGGAGGCACGACUACUGUGGAAGGUGCACCAUAUGGUGAAGAAGCUCUCAAUUUCACUAAAGAACGAUGCCUUCAACGUGACGUGCAGAUUCAAGUUAUUUCAAUGGACACCAAGGGUGGGAAUUUCAUCGGUUGGCUAUGGAUUGAUGGAGUCAAUCUAUCUGUAGCUAUCGUUAAAGCUGGUCUGGCAACAGUUCAUCCUACAGCAGAGCAUACGGAAUAUUAUAGAGAACUGACUACAGCGGAAGAAGCGGCGAAAGAAGCAAAACUCAAUAUCUGGAAAGAUUACGUUGAAGUUGAGGCUGAAAUAGAAGAGCCAGAAGAAGAAGUGCAUACUGCAGAAAGGAAGGUGGACUACCAAAAGGUUGUGGUAACUGAAGUUACCGAAGAUCUGCACUUUUUUGCCCAGAAUGUCGAUCAAGGUGACGUUUUAGAGGGUCUGCUCUCUCGCCUUCGUCAGGAACUGACCGCCAAUCCUCCGCUUCCUGGAGCGUAUAAUCCUAAGCGUGGUGAAAUAGCCGUUGCAAAAUUCACAGAGGACGAUCAGUGGUAUCGUGUUAAAAUAGAAAAGGUCACUGGACCCAACAUCGGUGUCUUUUACAUCGAUUAUGGUAACAGGGAAACAUUAGACGUUACGAGAGUAGCUGCAAUGCCAGGAUCUUUUGGUACUGAUAAACCAUACGCCACAGAAUAUUUAUUGGCAUACGUCACUUUACCUAAUGACAAUGAUUACAAAAAGAUGGCCGUCGAAAUGCUGCAGCAAGAUACGGUCGGGAAGACUUUGCUAUUAAAUAUUGAAUACAAAGUCAACAAUCUGGCUGCCGCUACUAUAGUUGAUGCAACCACUAAAGACGACGUUGCGCGAGGCCUUAUUCUCGAUGGAUUUCUACUGGUGGAAAAUCGGCGUGAAAAAAGGCUUGCCAAAUUCAUUGCAGACUACCAAGCAGCUCAACAAGAGGCAAAGAAAAGUCAUCGCAACAUAUGGGAGUACGGAGACAUAACCGAGGAUGACGCUAGAGAGUUUGGCGUUGGUCGCUAAUAAAACAUCGUUUGUGAACUCGAGGUGACAAAAUAUUAAGAAAGACGAAAGAAGAUGGAUGGACUAGGUGUCAAUGAAAGCUAAGAUAACAUUUUCAUGAAGAUAAAAACAGAAUAAAGUAAUUAAUACAUAACUGGUACAUUAUGUAGGUCUACAAGAAAGCGUGCGUGGCAGUGUAGGAGUUGUGUGUUCCAUCGGUUGUGAUUCAAUCAUAUUUAGAUAUAGGUAUAAGAUGAAAAAUAUAAAUUAUAAAUAGUGUUUCGCAAGCAAACGUGAAUAGCGCUGAAUAGAUGAAGGAAAGAUGAUGGAUAACAAAGGUGGAAUUGAACUCGGCCCAAUAUUUGUAUAAUAAGGUACCCUAUCUAAUGAGACUGUUGCCAUUGACGUAAAGUAUUUUCAAUUUUUAGUCAAUGUCAAACGUGCAUACGUUUUUUGCAUGUCUAUUAUCAAUUCCAUGCCUCAUAUUUUAUGGCACGGCAAUGAUCAUGUUUACACAAAUCUUAUAGAUAUAUAAUAGUAAAACUCACAGCUUCACUUACAACAUCAAAGCAUAACUUUUCGGAAAAGUAUAUGCAUGUAAAAAAUUAUUGAAAUAAUGUAAAACAACCCCAACAAUCAACGCAUGUCCAUCUCUAGAAGUGAAGUCAUUGUGUUUCUUUGUACGUCAUCACCAAGCACGCACCGUUUGACUAUAGGAUUUCGUUUUUUUUACACAAUAUACUAUUGUAUCAUUUUGAAAACACAUUGAAAUGAAAGUGAAACAUUCAUCUCGUGUGAAAAUGUGCGUAUUCUUAAGCGACGUAUCGUGAAAAAAAAUAAUAAGUGUCAAUUCUAUUCCGCACUUCAAUUUAGCAAACAAAAAAAAAAAAAUUAAUUUGCGUUUCAAAACGGAAAAUACUACGAUCAAAGUCCUAUUCCAGUUUGUUUGUGAAUCAGCAUGAAAUGAAUUUAUUCCAGAAACAAUAGAAUGGAAACUCCUUGAGCGAAAAACUUUUGCAAUUUUUUUCAAAGUUUGAAGUUCAAGGGGAGGGCGGAAUUGCAUGCUAGAUGAAUAAUUGAAUGCAAUUUUAGUGAUUCUUUACCAGCAUUCAUUGAAUCUUAUAAUUUAAGAGAUAAUUGAGAUAAAAAAUAGUGGCGGUAUAUUUAUCUAUUUAUCUAAAAAAAUCGAAUUGUAAUAUUGAAUUAGGGAGAAGUAGUAAAUAUCUCUACUCUCCCGAUCCAUGAAAAUACUGUCCCUUUGCAUAAUACUAUACAUUAGUCUAAAAUACUUAUUGUUAUAACAACUCUGUCUAUAAAUACGCUGAACAAAACCUGGGUUAUAGAGGGCACUGUCUACAUAUUACCAAUAAAUUGUUGAAGAGACUUUUUUCUUAAA
This is a messenger RNA of Athalia rosae (coleseed sawfly), 4334 nucleotides long. It is a transcript of the gene Tudor-SN, whose product is annotated as staphylococcal nuclease domain-containing protein 1. Gene Ontology annotation, biological process: regulatory ncRNA-mediated gene silencing; mRNA catabolic process. NCBI's taxonomy places the organism in Eukaryota, Metazoa, Arthropoda, Insecta, Hymenoptera, Athaliidae. The transcript has 9 exons. The coding region runs from base 245 to 2959 and encodes 904 amino acids. The record is from RefSeq and is a predicted model, not a curated record. Gene Ontology annotation, cellular component: RISC complex; nucleus; cytosol. Gene Ontology annotation, molecular function: nuclease activity; RNA binding.